UACGGCAUUGCCACUCGGCUUUACGGCACCACCGGCGCUGCAGAAAACCGUGUGGAAGGUGGAAGUAAAAUUAGCUUAUAUGGCUAGAUUUAGUGACACUUAUUUGUUAAACUAGCAUUAGUGGUUUUAUUUAUGUAGAUUGUGGAUGUUACAUGUACGCACCUGAAGGCUUGGAGUCUACCACGUGUUCUGGCAGUAAGGUGAUUGAUAUUUAUCUCCGCCGGGCAUUACAUGUCAAGUUAGCUAACGACAGUCCCUCCUCAUCGUGUAGCCUCUCCACCGUGGCAGGAUCUUUCUUUACACACAUUCUGCCAAUUCUCUUACAAUCAUGCCUAUUCAGCUGACUAGUCAGGCUUACUGUAAAAUGGUUUUACAUGCUGCCAAGUAUCCAAACUGCGCCGUGAACGGGCUGCUGGUGGCAGAAAAGACGAAGGAGAAGAAGAAAGAGCCCCACAGUGGACCAGUCAUAUGUGUGGACUGUGUGCCCCUCUUUCAUGGCACUCUUGCUCUGGCACCAAUGCUAGAAGUAGCUUUGACACUGAUCGAUACUUGGUGUAAAGAAAAUAAAUAUGUCAUCGCUGCAUAUUACCAAGCCAAUGAACGCACAAAGGAUUCAAGACCCAACCAAGUCGCAGAAAAAGUGGCUGCCAGGAUUUCUGAGAAUUUCAGUGAGGCAGCAAUUGUCAUGGUGGACAACAGUAGAUUAACAAUAAGCUGUUUUGAGCCCAUUGUCUUUAUCUAUGAUCACCAUGAAAACAAGUGGAAAUGCAGAGACGUAACCUCUGACUGUUUCGAGGACUGGAGCGAAGCCCAGAAGAUCACAUCAGCUCUGUUGGAGGGCAGGUCCUAUGAGAACUUGAUUGACUUUGACAAUCACUUGGAUGAUCUGAGGAAUGACUGGACCAACCCUGUGAUCAACAAGUCUGUCCUGGAUCUGUGCUAAAGCCCUCAGUCAGGAGUACCUUAGACAAAUACACACAACCACACAAAUAUUGCUGCCAUUUCAGCAUGCAUGAUGCUACUAUCGUGUAGCUCAGGAGUACAAUAACACAGAGUUUUUGCUCCAUCCAAAGGUUCCCGCACAGCGGAGGACUUGUGGAGCAUUGACCAGUUAGGCCAACAUCUCUAAAGGGCAAGCAAGAGCCAUGUGAGCGCUGGUGGUAUGUGUCCACCUUUACAAGGUGAUGGAACGCACUCAUGUUUCAAUGCAACUUAGAUGUUUGUUUUUUUCUGCAAUGGUUCGUGUUAAUUCAUAGUUGUGUGCAUAAAGUUUAAUUCUAGAAUUUCUGAUCUAUUUUUCCUGUUAAAUUUUAUAGCUACUAGCCAUACAGAGAUCAAGUUCUAAAUUCUGAAACGUUUAAGGAGACGAUUGUACUGCUGAUAUAUGAUAGAGAUACAUGUUCUUUUAAUAUUCUACUCGUACUUUAAAACAAAAUUGACAAGCAGAACUGUGGUCUGAAGAUUGUUGGGGGCAUUUUGGUUAAAAACACUACUUAAAGAACAUAGAUAAGAAUAUUUAAGGUUUCUUCCCAAUCGGGCUGUGUAACAUGUCAACCUGAGUCCAUUAGAUGGCAUGUGGAUGAUUGAAUGAAGAGCUUUGACUUUGAUAGGAUUCAUGCCUACACAAUCAUUUCUGUGAUGCAUGGUGUUGUAAUUGGUGCGUUUAAGAAAGCCAUCGUCGAGCAUAUUCAGUUUGGCAUACUGGAUUUUGAUUGUUGCUCCAGAAUAUUUGUUCAGAAGUAAACCGCACUGAAUCAGAUCACAGGGAUGUGUGCAUUUUGUUUUAGGGGUAAGUCAGUUGUAUUUAUGUAAACUUAUAUGACCUCUCAAAAGUUUACUCUUGAAUAAGUUAUGUAAAAUUAAAUCCCUAUUGUGAAGAUACAGAACUACCUUUUUACUUGAGAUUAGAAUUUAGUCAACAAGAGCUAAUUAAUAAUUGUGUGGCAUCCUAUUUUUUACAGAAAUUUUAUGAACUGAAUGUACAAUAAACUUUUUAAAAUACAAAAA
Labrus mixtus (cuckoo wrasse) is the source of this 2007-nucleotide messenger RNA. RefSeq names its product ER membrane protein complex subunit 8 (gene emc8). The transcript has 5 exons. The record is from RefSeq and is a predicted model, not a curated record. The coding region runs from base 329 to 943 and encodes 204 amino acids. NCBI's taxonomy places the organism in Eukaryota, Metazoa, Chordata, Actinopteri, Labriformes, Labridae. Gene Ontology annotation, cellular component: EMC complex.